Molecule: messenger RNA, 1516 nt
Organism: Daphnia carinata
Lineage: Eukaryota; Metazoa; Arthropoda; Branchiopoda; Diplostraca; Daphniidae
Exons: 5
Coding region: 361-975 (204 amino acids)
Source: RefSeq, a predicted model, not a curated record
UCACAGCUAAACGUCACUAUCAAUCUGACGCCAACAACACCAUGAGUAUGGCCAAUCCACCAGGCCUCGUUUGGCAACCAGUGGCUCCUGCGAAAACUCUCAAGGACAUCAUCGGCAAGAAAUUGACUGUCAUCCGCGCUUUUUCAAUCAUCAGCAUCGUUUUGGGUAUCCUCUCCAUUUUGCUACAGAUUGCGACGUUGGUGAUCUACGUUAAAUACUGUUCAUACUUUCUUUGCACCUUACCGGUCGGCUAUUAUAGGCCAUGGAAUCUGGUGCGGAGCGUUCUACGUGACAGCUGGCAGCUUAGGCGUGGCUGCCUGUAGAACACCGAAGACAUCACUUUUGGUGGGGACCGUAGUAAUGUCCGCAAUUUCAGUCGCUGGUGCCAUCGUCGCAUCUACACUGUCCGGAAUAACGGCAGACUGGGGCUUCUACCACUACGAUUACCCUAUGUGUAUUGCGAGGCUCGGCCUGGAAUGGACCCUGAUGUCCAUCAGUGUUUUGGCUAUCAUGAACUCAAUUACUCUAGUAUCCUUAGCAUCCGUGCCCCUCUGUUGCAGCGGACGUAAAAAAGGACAACAAGGCAGCACGAAAGUUACAAUCGGUGUUGGAAGCAAUCAACAACCAAUGUACUAUCAGCCACAGCCGAUGUAUGUAGUGGCUCAACAACAACCGAAUGUUCAGGUCGUUCAUGCUGGACAGCAGAAUCCACAACAGAUCCAGUAUCCACAGCAGCAACAGGUCCAAUUCUUACCCAAUUCGCAAGUCGUCUAUGUACCCCAGCAACAACAACAACCGCAACUACUGCAACAACAAUACCCGCAACAGCAACAUACGCAAAAAGCUCCUGCUGCCAAACAGCAGCCACAGGCUCCGGUUGUCCACCAGCAGCAACCACAGCAAAAUCAAACUUCACCAUAUGAAGAGUUGAACGUCCAGCUACACGCUGUGGAAAAUACUACGCCAACCGUUUAGAGCAAUCGAUUGCAGAACUGGGCUUGUUAUUAACAAAACAAUUAAUGAAUAUAAACUUGGAAGAUUUGAAAUAUAAACCCAUGGCAUCAGUCACGGUGUAUGUUAUUGAACUGUCUCUGUCAGUGCAAUUCCUUUCACAUUCCGCAUCCAUUACUGAAGAGCUUGGCAACUGAAACCCUCAUUUAUAGUUUUUAGAAAAAUACGAAGCUCUUCUACAUUUUUAUGUCGAAUUUGUUCGUCUCUGGUGCCAUACGUUCUCCUUCCGUGUUCCAAACAUCUUGCAGGACCAAUUCUUACCCAAUUCGCAAGUCGUCAAUGUACCCCAGCAAGAACAACAACCGCAACUACUGCAACAACAAUACCCGCAACAGCCGCAACAAGCUCCUGUUGUCCACCAGCAGCCACAGGCUCCGGCUGUUCAUCUGCAGCAACCGCAGCAAAAUCAGUCUGCACCAUAUGAAGAGUUGAAAGUCCAACUACAGGCUGUGGAAAACACUACGCCAACCGUUUAAAGGAAUCGAUUGCAAAAGUGGGCUUGUUA